Messenger RNA from Cyprinus carpio (common carp), 8532 nucleotides. RefSeq names its product DLA class I histocompatibility antigen, A9/A9 alpha chain-like. The record is from RefSeq and is a predicted model, not a curated record. Gene Ontology annotation, cellular component: external side of plasma membrane. Lineage: Eukaryota; Metazoa; Chordata; Actinopteri; Cypriniformes; Cyprinidae. Gene Ontology annotation, biological process: immune response.
AAGUUAGGGAGUUAGUUUAUUCUUAUUGUAUUUUUGUUUCUUUCCUUUGUUAGUUUGGUUAGUUUCUCCCUAAUAGUUAGAGGGUUUUUGUUUGUUAUGUUGGCCUUGCCCCCUCUCGAAGUGUUGACAUCCUCCCAUAUUCGUAAAAUAAAAGAACUUGUUUUUGAUAUUGAGUCAAUUGUUGGCAUUUGUUAAAGCUCCGGGGUUGGGAAUUGAACCUUGCUGCCUCCACAUAUCACCUUUUCUUAUUCGGUUACGUGGUCCUAUAGCCCUAGACUAACUGGGAACAUAACAGAAUUUGGGGGCUCGUCAAACAAAGUGGUAACAAAUUGAUGUUAUCGGUGUUAUUUGAAACAACUUUGAACAUUAUUCCGCUGGUGGAUGAUCAAAUUUGUAAAUGGUAAGUGUUCCUUUUUCUCUUUUGUCUUUGCCUGGCUGUUUUUGCUCUUUUGAUGUGGGAGAAAUAGUACUUAAGAUAUGGAGUUUGAUUUAAUCUCAUUUACAUUACUUCCCACGGUAGAAGUGUAUAAUCGUUGUCGUAAAAGGGAUUUAAUAGCUAUUGCAGACUUCUUCAACAUUAGCGUACUUAAAGAGGCGAAUAAACAGGCUAUCAAAGAGGAUUUAUAUGGGAAGUUGGUAGAAGCUGGUAUUUGGUGGCAUCAGAUAGGGAGGUUGGGAAAGAAUCUGAGACUGCUGGCUUUGAUUCUGUUCUUAACAUAGAUUCAAAAGAUUCUGGUUCAGAUGCUAUAUUGGCAAUUAAGCUAAAAUAAUUAAAUCUUGAGUUAAAGCGACAAGAAUGUGAGGCUCAGUGCAUCAGGCUUCGAGUAAUUGAAGCUGAACGGGCACGGGAUAGUGAGCGACAUGGAAAUGAGAUGGAGGCUCUUAAGUUACGUAGCAGACCUACCCCUUCACCUCAGAUUAGAUCAGCUGAGGUGCCAAUAGUAGAUUCUGCGCAUACCCGUAACCAAAGCUCUUCUGAUUCCCCUUCUGAGUCGCAUUCUAAUUUUGAUGUUAGCAGGUAUAUUAAACUUGUGCCACCAUUUAAAGAGACUGAAGUGGACUCAUAUUUCAUAGCGUUUGAACGUGUGGCUGUAAAGCUACAGUGGCCUAAGGAUAUGUGGACUCUACUUCUGCAAUGCAAUUUGACAGGUAAAGCGCAAGAGGUUUCAGCUGCAUUGCCCAUUGAACAAUCUCUUAGUUAUGACGUAAUGAAGGCUGCUGUGUUACGAGCAUAUGAACUGGUGCCAGUAGCUUACCGUCAAAAGUUUAGGGCACAUGCAAAAACAGCCAGACAAACACAUGUUGAAUUUGCAUGAGAGAAAAAAAGGCACUUUUUGAAAAAUGGUGUGUUUCUAGCAAGAUUACCACUUUUGAGCAGCUCCAGGAGUUGAUCUUGUUAGAAGAUUUUAAAGCCUGUGUCCCAGAAAGUGUUGUUGUUCAUUUGAAUGAACAGAAGGUGCAAGCUCUUACUGAUGCUGCUGUGAUAGCGGAUGAAUUUGUGUUGACGCAUCGUAACGUAUUUUCAUCUACACGUCAGGCUAAAAGUCAGUCUUCAGCUACAGAGAGCUCAGAACCGUUCCAUGCUUCUGGUCGUCCUGCUAAUUCAGAGAUGUUUGCUGGAGGUAAACAUAAAUCUAGUCCUAAGCGUACAGAAGAUAGGCGGGUCUGUUUUUAUUUUCUUGACCCAAGCUAUUUAAUUUCAGAGUGUAAGGCAUGGAAACAGAAAACUGCCUCUAAAGCCAAAAAUGUAGCGUUGGUACAAUCCGUACCAGUGUUAAAGGAUUUGGAUGUUGUUGCGUAUCAGCCUUUUCUCUCUUUUGGCUCAGUUUCUCUUUCACCUGUUUCAGAGACACAGGAGCCAUGCAGUCAUUAAUUUUGGAGAUGUUACCUUUUUCACCCGAAUCAUAUACUGGUAGUGAUGUGGUAAUUCGUGGAUGUGAAAUGGGAUGUGUUAAAGGGGGUGUAUUUGGAGUCUGACCUUGUCACAGGAACUGUUAUUCUGGGUGUGUGCUCUCGAUUACCUGUGGAUGGUGUCGGUUUUAUCCUGGGAAAUGAGCUUGCUGGGAGUAAGGUUUUUCCUAGACCCAUUGUAGUUCAUAAACCUAGUGUUGAGUUGCCUGAUCUUUCUACUCAAUUCUCUGCUGUAUUCCCUGCCUGUGUUGUGACCCGUGCACAGUCAAAGAAAUUUGGAAAUGCUAUCGACCUAUCUGACACUGUUUUCUCUUCUCAGCCUAACUGUGAAAUGUGCGAGUUGAGUGUAGUACCUGGAAUGGGUUCAGAACGUGCUGAGUCAAGUGAGGUACCCUCUCUUCCGUUAAAGGUUUGUAAGGAGGACUUGGUUGCAGCUCAGACGUCUGAUCCUUCCUUAGUUUUUUGCAUGUAUUCUGUGGUGGAAAUUAUGCGAGUGCCAGAAGUUGGAGUCACUUACUUUUUGGAGGAUGGGGUAUUAAAGCGGAGAUGGAAGCUUCAGUGUUCUGAUUUGAAUUGUCAAGAGGUUCGUCAAAUUGUGCUACCUUCUGGGUAUCGGGCACAGGUGUUACAAUUGGCUCAUGAGAAUGCAUUAUCAGGUCACUUAGGGGUGACCAAAACUUUCCAUCGAAUUUCCAAAUAUUUCUUUUGGCCAGGUCUAAAGUCAUCAGUCUCCAAAUUCGUGUGUUCUUGUCCCACUUGUCAACUGGCAGGUAACCCAAACCAAGUUAAUCAGCCAGCUCCCCUUAACCCAAUUCCAGUUCUUGGUGAGCCAUUCAGGUGACUAAUUAUUGACUGCGUGGGGCCCUUGCCUAGGUCAAAGUCAGGUUACCAGUAUAUCUUGACCAUUGUGUGCUGCGACUCGUUACCCAGAAGCAGUCCCCCUUCGCACUCUUAAAGCAAGGACAGUUGUUCAAGAGCUUAUUAAGUUUUGCUCUAUGUUUGGCCUACCAAAGGUGAUCCAAUCAGAUCAAGGUACUAAUUUUACAUCUAAGGUUUUUCACAGAUGUUAAAUGAGUUGGGUGUUAAGCACCAAUUGGUUAGUGCUUACCACCUGGAAUCUCAGGGUGCAUUGGAGCGAUUUCACCAGACUCUUAAGUCAAUGCUCCAAAAAUUUUGUAUCAAGACUGGCAAGGAAUGGGUUGAGGGCUUACCAUUAAUCAUGUUUGCUGCAAGGGAGAGUGUCCAGGAGUCACUGGGUUUCAGUCCAGCAGAGCUAGUGUUUGGGCACACUGUACGAGGACCUCUUAAGUUGAUCAGUGAGCAAUUCUUGUCACAAAGUUCUACACCUAUGCCCAUUCUUGACUAUGUCAGUUCUUUUCGUGAACGUCUUUGCAAGGCCUGUGAGAUUGCUAAAGUUAAUCUGGCUAACUCCCAGACUAAGAUGAAGGUGCAGUAUGAUCAUAAGAGUGUGGCCUGUACUUUCCAGUCUGGUGAGUCUGUGCUUGUCCUGCUUCCAGUACCUGGCUCUGCGUUGCAGGCUCGGUUUUCAGGACCUUACAUGAUUGAGAGGAAGCUAAGUGACACCAACUAUGUAAUUUGUACUCCUGAUCAGAAGAAGAAAAGCAGAUUAUGUCAUGUGAACAUGUUCAAGGCUUAUGUUGCACGGAACGUGAAUGAAGGGAGUUCUAAGCCAGUACCUGUGACUACUGUUGUUUUGCCCCAGUGUAUUGCCCUGAGGAGGAUGGAUAAAUGGCAAAAGAUGCUCCAACUUCGUGUGUCCGUUUGCAGAAUUCUGCCAUUCUGGCUAAUUUGAAGACCACCCUUUCCCAUUUGUCUGCAAGUGAGUUUGAGGCCAUUAGUAGUUUGAUUGGUAAAUAUUCCCGCCUUUAUGCUGAUGUGCCAUCUCAAACUACUGUACUAUGUCAUGAUAUUGAUGUAGGUAACAGUCAACCAAUUAAGCAACAUCCGUACAGAGUGAACCCGAAGAAGCGUGACCUUAUGAAAUCUGAGGUUCAAUAUCUGCUUGAUCAUGGGCUGGCUGUCCCUAGCCAAAGUCCAUGGAGUAUCUUAGUGCCCAAGUCUGACUCUACAGUCAGGUUUUGUACUGAUUAUCGCAAACUCAAUGCUGUGACUAAGCCAGAUUCCUUCCCACUUCCAAGAAUGGAAGAUUGUGUCGAUUGAGUUGGUAGUGCACGCUAUGUCACAAAAUUAGACUUGCUGAAAGGGUAUUGGUAAGUUCCUCUAACACGACAUGCUUCAGAGAUAUCCGCAUUUGUAAUACCUGAUGCCUUUCUGCAAUACUCUGUCAUGGCUUUUGGCAUGCGAAAUGCACCUUCCACCUUUCACAGACUCAUGAACAGAGUAUUGUCAGGAUUGCAGAAUACUGAAGUUUAUUUGGAUGAUGUUGUGGUGUGUUCCAACUCGUGGGAAGAUCACUUGGUCAAGUUGGAUGAAGUGUUUGGACGGUUAGCAGAUGCUUCACUAACUUUAAAUUUAGCAAAAUGUGAAUUUGCUAAAGCUGUAGUUGUAUACCUUGGUAAGUGUGUGGGACAGGGUCAGGUGCGACCAGUAGAAGCUAAAGUUUCUGCAAUUGUUGAAUUUCCUACACCAACUAAUAAGCGUGAGUUGAGGCGCUUUUUGGGGAUGGCAGGAUACUAUCGUGGAUUCUGCAAAAACUUUGCUGCCCUCGUUUCACCUCUUACUGACCUCCUUAGUACAUCUAGGAAAUUUGUGUGGACAUCAGAGUGUAUAAGUGCUUUUAACGCUGCUAAAGACCUUCUUUGUACCUGCCCUGUCCUUGCUGCUCCCAAUUUUGCAGACCUUUCCAGUUGCAGGUGGACGCCAGUGCUACUGGAGCUGGUGCAGUUUUGCUGCAGGAAGAUGGAGUGGGCAUUGAACAUCCUGUAUCUUUUUUCUCGAAGAAGUUUUCUAAGAGUCAACAGAAUUACAGUACAAUCGAGAAGGAGGCAUUGGCUUUAUUGUUAACACUUCAACAUUUUGAGGUAUAUUUGGGUGGAAGUGAUGGGUCCAUUACAGUUUAUACCGAUCAUAAUCCAUUGGUGUUUCUUUUGAGAAUGUCUAACUCUAACCAACGUUUGAUGCGCUGGUCUCUUAUUAUGCAAGAAUAUAACAUCGAAAUCCGGCAUAAAAAAAGAGCUGAAAACAUUGUUGCAGAUGCUCUGUCUAGAACUUAUGUUCCAGAUUAGUGAGACUUGCCCUGUGUUAUGUUUUGUAUUACAACUGUUGGCUGUAAUCCUUUUGUGGUGAGGGUGUUAUGUCCAAGGACAUAUUUGUUUUGUUUUUCCCCCCUUUUUCUCUCUCCUCCUUUACUGUCCCUAAGUAGGAUGUAAGGGCUUCCACCUGAUUCCAAUAAUUGGUGAUCUGAUGGGAUUGCAGGAGGAGAGGAAGCCAUGAGGUUUUAAGCUGCACCAUUGCACAGCACAAGUGGUGUGUGUGGAGGCUGCAUCGUGAGGAUUCUGUUCUCAACCCAGACAGCUUUAGUUGUUUGCUUGAGUUGUUGAAUAAUUCCUUUACAGUGUUAUUGUGUUAACACCCUUGUGAUAACUGGAGCCUAUUAGAAGCAAUCUGGUUUGUUCUGAAUGUUAUUAUUUGUCUGUCUGUACUUAUGUUAUUGUUUGUUUAUCUAUUAAGCUUAUUUUGUUAAUUUAUUGGGAAUGUUAGUAGAGAGGUGGGUGCCAUUUUGUUUAUGGUGUGUUUCUCCUGUUUAUGCGAGUUAGGGAGUUAGUUUAUUCUUAUUGUAUUUUUGUUUCUUUCCUUUGUUAGUUUGGUUAGUUUCUCCCUAAUAGUUAGAGGGUUUUUGUUUGUUAUGUUGGCCUUGCCCCCUGUCGAAGUGUUGACAUCCUCCCAUAUUCAUAAAAUAAAAUAACUUGUUUUUGAUAUUGAGUCAAUUGUUGGCAUUUUUUAAAGCUCCGGGGUUGGGAAUUGAACCUUGCUGCCUCCACAUAUCACCUUUUCUUAUUCUGUUACGUGGUCCUAUAGCCCUAGACUAACUGGGAACGUAACACCUAGUAAGUGGCAUCCUUGUAUUUGCUGCCAAGAACAUAUGUUAAAUUUGCAUUUAGCAGGCUAGUUUCUCCCACUGCUGGCUAUUAGUGAACUCACAGUGAUUCCGCUGAGUUAUUUGUUUGACUUCAUUUGACUUUGCUUCAUUCAGUAUAGGACUACUGUCAACAAUUUAAAUAAGCUGAGCCAAAGAUUUUUGUUAUUUAUUUUUUGUUAUUACUUAGGAAGCAUUGUCUGUUCUGUCUCACACCCUGUUUUCCACAUGUAGGUGAAAAACACUUCACUUUGUUCCCUGCUGAAAGUGUGCCAAAUGAACUUUGAACUGUUGCUAAGGAACAAUAGACAAUAAUGUUAAGAGAAAACGUCUGUACACCAGGAUUAAAUCACUGAAAGAAUGUUUAUACUUGUGUAUUUGAUGUCAUUUUUGACAGUUAUCAAUGCAGGCAAGUUCAUUUACUGCUUUUUUAUUUCAUAUAAAGUCCAUACAUGUGUGCAUUAAAGAGCAGAAGAGCAGACAAGUUAAAUGUCCAGAGUGUUACACAAUUACAAUGUUCCUUGUAGUAUAAUAGGGCGAGGAUGAGGCUCAAUAUAUUCCAGAUAUGGAGUCCAGACUUUAUAAAACUGGCUUGUUUUUUGAUGUAAUACAUAGGUAAGACGCUCCAGGGGAAUCACCUCAAAAAAUAUCUUAUGUCAGCCUCUAAAGGGGUCAUAUGACGCUGCUAAAAAAAACAUUAUUUUGUGUAUUUGGUGUAAUGCAAUGUGUUUAUGCAAUUUAAGGUUCAAAAAACACUAUGUUAAGCAACUCUCGAAAAAGGAUGUGUUAAUCUCACCUGUUUCAACACAUCCUUUUUUUUUAAGAGCAUAAUAAUACUAAACUUUCUUUGUCAGUUGACUGCAUGGAGUUAAUAAAUUAUAGACUUAAGGGCGAGGUGUCAGAAAUUGACUUGGGGAAGUACCACUUUUAAUGAUAUUAAACUGAGCAGGCAGAUUUGGUUUCUUCAAAAACAAUAAAAAGUGUUGCAGAAAUAGUCGAGCCUAACUAUAUGAAAAUAUGCAAUACUUUUUUGGAAAAAAAUUAUUAAUUUACUCAAUGUUUUUUUGUGUGUGUCUGUUGACAUGGUUUACAGUCACCAAAGCAGGUUCUCACUCACUGAUGGCUUUUGCGACAUAUAUUGUUGGACAAACACCUUUUCCUGAGUUCAGUGCUGUGCUGAUGUUGGAUGAUGUGCAAUUAGCAUAUUAUGACUCGAUCACAUGGAGUGUUGUAGGUCGCAUUCCAAGUGAUUCAAAGUACCAAAAUGAAGAGAAAAGUGAUGCUGAUAUUGUAUUUCUCGAUAUGUAUUACAGCAUGAAAGAGCGAGCAGUUUAUUUUAAGAAGCAUCUAAAUCACACAAAUAGUGUACAUGUUCAACAGAGACUUGCUGGAUGUGAACUGUUGGAUGAUGAUAAACCAGGUCUACUGCAGAGAUGGGAUGCUUUUAAUGGACAAGAAAUAGGAGAAUACACCUUUGACACAGAAAAAAAUGUCCAGACAAAAAUAAUAUGGGGGCCAUGGGGCCAAAUAACAAGACUUCAUAUGAAGUUUCUGAUUGAAAAUAUUUAUCAACCUAUUUGCAUUAAAGUUUUGCGUAGGUACUUGUACAUGACAAAGAACAAUGUCAUGAGAAAAGUUAAACCCAGAGUCAGACUCAUGAGGAAGACACUCACAGACUCUCAAGGGCUUCAGAUCAGCUGUCUGGCCACUGGUUUUUACCCCCGUCACAUUAACCUGACCCUGUUCAGAGAUGGUCAGCCAGUGGAAGAUAAUCUGAUCACAGGAGGAGAGAUUCUGCCCAACGGAGACGGAACUUACCAGAUAAGGAAGAGUUUGGUGAUCAGUGAAAAAGAGCUACGUGGGGAACAUAAAUACAACUGCACAAUGAAGCACCUCAAUCUGGACAACAAACUGGACAUUACAUUUGAUGUUGCUGAAUAUGAGCCAGGAUUAUCUACUCAGUCUGUAGUUUUCAGUGUGCUGGUGUUCAUGUGUGUGGCUGUUCUCAUCAUAACUGCACUCAUCAUAUGGAGGAAGAGACGAGCUGCUGGACAAGGAUUCAAGACGUCACAAAGUGAUAACUCUCUUACUGAAUCUUCCACCCAUGAUUAAACAUGACAAGUGAGUCUAUGGUCCUACAUUAAAGUCAAGACAACAUGCAAAAUUUUGCAACAUAAAAAUGAGCCUAUGUGGUCUGAAAUCAUAUUGUUUAAAGUGCCCCUAUUAUUCAAUUUUUAAGGUUCAGCUUAUCUUCUUGUUUGUUAGUGACCAUUCUAAAAUAUGUGAUGUCUUUGAUGUUUUGUGAAUUUCAUCCGUUUUUAUAAGGCUUUCUUUUGUAUGGUGAUGUCAUGUUUUGUCCGUUAUGCAGCACUUUGGUCAGCACUCAUGUUGCUUUUUAUGGUGCGAUAUAAAUAAAUAAACCUGACCUUGACCUUGACUUUGACACAGAACUAUUGUAUUCCGUCACAGAGGACUGUGACUGACUGCAAUGCAUCGUAAUAUGGACUACCUUUUGUACUGUUUUUGACAUUUUUACAAUUAAUAAAUUGUGAUUGUAUUAUAAA